UGACUGCACAACUGUCAGUUAAAGUAACGCAGCGCCAUAUCAGGGGCCACAGUGUUCCCUCUUACAUCAGAGCAGGGGCGGACUGACAACUCAUGGGGCCCCCGGGGAAAAAGGGGAUCAUGGGGCCCCUGUUUCCUUGCCCAAACUCAAAAAAGCCUAUGAAAAAGGUACCAGGGGCAUCUCAUGGGGCCCCCUACUGACCCCGGGCCCUCGGGCAGUGCCUGAGUUUCCAAAUGGUCAGUCUGCCCCUGCAUCAGAGUUC
Messenger RNA from Staurois parvus, 262 nucleotides. Lineage: Eukaryota; Metazoa; Chordata; Amphibia; Anura; Ranidae. The record is from the annotation of a GenBank genome assembly.